AAACACAUUUUAGUUGUUAUUAGAAAACCUUGUUCCCAGCUUAUCCUUGUUCUCCCAGACAAUAUCCUAGGUUUCCCCAAGCCCCACACAGGUGGUUACCCACGGAGGAUGUAAAGGGCCGUGGUGAUGAGACCAGACAUCAUGUCUGCCUUGUUUACAAACAUCACAUUGUUAACAAAGAGCCUGGCGAAGUCAAGACUGCAAAUAUGAUUUGGGGUACCACAUCUUGCUAUUCAGAACAAAAUAAAUCUAUCCAUUUAAGAGGGUGUCAGCUGGGGUGCAGUGGUGCACACCUGUAAUGCUAGCACUCUGGGAGGCUAAGGCAGGGAAAGAAAUGGCUGGGGAACAGAGCUCUGUGCGAAGUACUGGAUUCAGUCCCCAGCACUGCAGGGGAGAAGGGAAGUGUCAAUCUGGAGUCCAAGUCCUUCUUGAAAUCGGAUGCAAAACUUCUUCUGCAGGUGCAUCUUUUUCACGGCAAAGGGUCCCACUGCUUUUAUCUAAUUCAUAACCUAAAACGUCGUAACACAGGUAAGAACCCAUGACCUAUGCAGUUCUCUAAGAGUUUCCAGUGCUAGUCCAGCUCCCCCUGCGGGAAUGAACGAGUCAAAAUUCCAGCGUCCACCAAGUGCAAAAUGGGGGUGGGCGGUGCACCCGCAACACCUUGGGAGGAAAUAAAGCACACACGGAAAACCGAGGAACCCUAAAAGGGGAAGGCGUUUGGCUUAAUGUGGUGCAACUGCUGAGGUUCUGAGAUCUACCGAGAAGGAAGGGCAACCUAUUUGCCUGUUGGUUGUGUUCGUGGGUUUUCUACGUUUGGCUGGGAGGGGCGAGAUGGUUCAACUUGUUUUACAUCAAAUGGGAGUUGUAUGAGUUUAUAGUGAAUUUCCAUCGCUACCACCCAUAAUUUUCUAGUUAUUCUAUCAUCCACUAAUUCUUUUCUUCCGUCAGCGUUGUCGCGCGAAGGCCGAUCUGAAACCGGAGGAGAGGGCACAAGACGACUAGAAAGCUCCACCGGCGGCCAAGCACGGGUUUGCGUCCUGCGGUCCCUUUAAGAGAAGAACCUCUUGGGACCGGCAGUCCCAACCGACCCUAGUUUUAACUGAAACCUAACCCGGACUUCCCCCUCUUGACUCAAAUAAGACCAACUUUGGAUUUUCCCUCCCCUGCUAACCAAUCAGAUUCUGUUACCAGGCAGACUUCAGCAGCCGCCUGUGCUAGCCGGCGCCUUCGGUCUCCGGGUAGCAGCAACAACCAAUCACCAAGCAGGUCGUCCGUGUAUCCAGGCAGAUCGCGGCGACCACAGCCAUUCACAAAAAGGAAAAUAAAGCAACGCAGCAGCCCGCUGGGCCGGGGCCGUGGGGCUGGGCUGGAGUGAAGGUGGCUACGAGGUAGUUUCUCUUUCUCCCUUACCUUUAUUUGUGCUUGUGUUGGAAGGCGACUGCUCAGAGCUCUAGCCUUAUGCUGGAAUGGCCGAAGAUGAGCCUGAUGCUAAAAGCCCCAAGACUGGGGCAAGGGCGUCCCAAAGUGGUACUGAGUCUGGGGAACCCACCACCCUUCUUCAAAGGCUCCGAGGUACCAUUUCCAAGGCCGUGCAGAACAAAGUAGAAGGAAUCCUGCAAGAUGUACAGAAAUUCUCAGACAACGACAAGCUGUAUCUCUACCUUCAGCUCCCCUCAGGACCCAGCACUGGUGACAAAAGCUCAGAGCCAAGCACACUCAGCAGUGAGGAGUACAUGUAUGCCUACAGGUGGAUCCGCAACCACCUGGAAGAGCACACGGACACCUGUUUACCAAAGCAGAGUGUUUAUGAUGCUUAUCGUAAGUACUGCGAGAGUCUUGCCUGUUGCCGCCCACUCAGUACAGCCAACUUUGGCAAAAUCAUCAGAGAGAUCUUCCCUGAUAUCAAGGCCCGAAGGCUUGGUGGCCGCGGCCAGUCCAAAUACUGCUACAGUGGUAUACGGAGGAAGACGUUGGUGUCUAUGCCACCCCUACCUGGACUUGACUUAAAGAGUUCUGAGAGUCCAGAAAUGGGCCCAGAAGUAACCCCAGCACCUCGGGAUGAACUGGUAGAGGCAGCCUGUGCUCUGACCUGUGACUGGGCAGAGCGAAUCCUGAAACGGUCCUUCAGUUCCAUUGUUGAGGUUGCCCGCUUCCUGCUGCAACAGCAUCUCAUCUCUGCCCGAUCUGCACAUGCCCAUGUGCUUAAGGCCAUGGGGCUUGCUGAAGAGGAUGAACAUGCCCCUCGAGAACGGUCAUCUAAGUCCAAGAAUGGUGUAGAGAACGUGGAGGGGGGAGCCCACAAGAAACCAGAGAGACCAGCCCAGCCUCCUAAGGAGCCAGAAGCCCGGGCUGGCACUAGCCCUUCUGCGCGUGGAGAGCGGAAGAAGAGUGUAAUCGAAAGCUUGCCUCCAGCAGCCAGUAACCCACAGGUUAAUGUCCUAGUGGCCCGGCUGCCUCUGCUCCUCCCCCGAGCCCCUCGCUUACUUAUUCCGCCAAUCCAAGUCACUUCACCUAUCCUGGCCCCGAAGCUUUCUUCAGGCACCCUGAAAGUAGCUACACUGCCUCUGCCCAAUAGGGCUGGGGGACCCCAGGCGGCUAUGCCCAUCAUUAACAUGAUCUUACCAACUGUUCCUGCUUUGCCUGGGCCCGGGCCCGGACCAGGGCCAGGACCAGGGCCAGGACCAGGGCCAGGACCAGGACCAAGACCAGGGCGAGCUCCACCUGGAAGACUAACUCAUCCCCAGGCCACGGAGAACAGGGAGGUAGGCAUAGGUGCUGACCCAGGACCCCACGAAAAGGGUGUCAAGAGGACAGCAGAAGUACCUGUCAGUGAGGCCAGUGGCCAGGAUCUGCCAGCUAAAGCAGCAAAGCAGGAUACAGAGGAUCCAGCAAGUGAUGCCAAAAGAAAACGGGGGCGCCCCCGAAAAAAGUCAGGUGGAAGUGGGGAAAGAAAUUCCACCCCUGAGAAGUCAGCAACAGCCAUGGACUCUGCCCAGUCCUCAAGGUUACCAUGGGAGACUUGGGGCCUAGGAGAGGAAAGCAACUCCACUGGAGGAGUAGAAAGGCCAGGGCCAGUGCAAGAGGCUGAGCAGGGGGCAGUACAUGCCCAAGGUCAGGGUGAUGGUGCUGUUUCUAAAGGAGGAAGGGGGCCUAGUUCCCGGCAAGCCAAAGAAGCAGAAGAUAAAAUUCCUGUCAUCACCCCCAAAGUGAGUGUCAUCAGGGGCAGUAGAAGCCAAAAGGAAGCUCUUCAGGUGGUAAAGGGAGGGGCAGACACUGCAGCACAGGGUAAUAAAGGCUUAAAGGGGCAUGUGCUUCAAAGUUCCUUAACUCGUGAGUGUAAAGACCCUAAAGCAACACCCCCAUGACAGGCAGGUCCAUAGGGUAGUGUCCAUAUCCAUAUGUUAACCACGUGACUGCCUGGUAGAGGCCUUUCUCUGUACUUGAUUCUCAUUCAGCUAUUCCUUCCCUACGGAAGUCCAUUCUCUGUGCAGACUGCUGAAUCACCCAGUCUUACAUAGUGCCUGGUGGCAGCCUCUGACCUUCCCAGCUCAAUACUUUGGCUCUGGUGUAACCAAUAAAUCCAUAGUAACCUAACCUGCAUCCCUGUGCCCUCCUGUGGGAAGAUAGGCAUGGGGUAAGUAUGGUGAGUGUUAUAGGUUAGGGGUCUUCUGGUUUUCAGUCAUCGAAAACCUAACUCAGAAUGGCUUACAAUAAAAAGGAUGUAUUGUCUUAUGAACUGAAAAGGCCACAAGUAGUGCUGGCUCCAGGUGAAGCUUGAUUCAACUGUUCAGAAUGACUCUAGAUAUCUAAAUGAUUUCUAAUCUCACUGUUCCACCUAAUGUAAAAUCACCUUAAGUCUGGGCCACCUCAUACCUGCCAGCACUCCUGGAUUACAUGUUUGUCCAAUUAUGUGUAACCACGAAUCCUAGCAAAAGUCUGAAGAUUCGCAGUGAUUAGGCCAGCCUGAGUCAACCAGUGAGGCCAGGAAGAUGGGAUGUUAAUGUGCUUGUUCUACAUCACAGACUUUUGCAGAUCAGAGUCCUUGCACGCACAGGUUCCCCAGAUGGAGACUAGGCUGGGAGUUUGCUGGGAGGCACUGCCUCCUCGCUGCAGCUAUGAAGUGCAUUGAGGUUCUAGAUUGCUUGGCUGAGAUCAGCUCAGUCUGCUCCCUUUUUCCUCAGUCUUGCAUUUCCCCUUACUGCAGCUGUAACUGUUCCCUCUUGUUCUGUUCUAGUCUCAAGGAAGGAGAGGGAAGUCAUUUUCUUUUCAGGGUCUCUCUCAGUUUAGCUUAGAUGACAACACUUUUUUCCACCUACAUCUCAGACAUCGAGUUCCUUCCUUUUCCUAUUUCUGAAUUUUCACUUUUUCAUUCCUGCUUCCCUAUCCCCCAGUCUACUACCGCUUUCACCACCUGGAGUGAAAGAUUUCUUUCCUAGUCAUUUCAUUAAAUUCAUUCUAUAUCUACCAGGUGUCAGUGUCUUGUCAUACAUGUGUCAGGACUUUGCCAGGACUGUGGGGUUUAGGCCAAAUGUAUGGAAAGAGGUAGGUCUGGAGCCAGAACGUACCAAUGGGAAGGGGAUUCCGACCCUCCAGGUGUGUCCUUGGGAAAAGCAGUAAAAAAAACCCGUAUUUAUUGAGGACCUACUUUAGGGUAGCUUAUGUCAGGGAAUCUUGGCUCUUCCCAAGAAACAUACUUUCCUUCAGGGAGAUAUCACGCAUUUGUCCAUUUAUUUCCACUACCACAGAUUUUUUAAAAUUAUAAUAUAUGAUACUUGCUAUCUAUAAAGAAUAUAUAGCAUGAAUAAAUUAUGAAAGACAAUGAGCACCUAUGACCACCACUCAAUUUAUACAUUAAAAUUAGAAAUACCAUUGAGUUUGUGUUCCUCUCUAUUCCUGUCCCCUUGCUGCUGCUUAAAGGUAACCACUGUCCUUAAUUUUAUGUUUAUUAAUGACUUGUUAUGUGUGUAUAUAUAUAUAUAUAUUAAUCAUAUAUGUAUAUAUUCUUUUAAAAUGAUUGGUUUUGCUUGUUUUCUGGCUUUUCAAAAGCAUUAUACAUUACUAGUCCCUUGAAGUUUGUUUUUUUGCACUUACCACUGUUUCUAAGAUUCAUCCAUGCUGUUGUAAUAGCUGUGAUUUGUUCAUUUUCAUCUGUGUAAUAUUCUGUCAAGUGCAUAAACCACAUGUUAUUUGGCCAGUCACCUAUCAAUGGAUAUUUGGGCUAUUUCCAGUUUCUCACUGUUACAAACAAUGCUGCUAUGAACAUUCCUGUACAUGUUAGUGCCUUUGUUUUUAGUAAGAUUUCUGAGGAAGUUUCCAAGGUGGUUCUUUUAGUCUGUAUACUCUCUGAGUUGGGAACUGUCCUCUUGUCCUAUCCUCUGGAAGAGUUUACAUCAGAGUGAAAUGUACUGUUCCUUGAAUAUCUGGUAAAACUUAACUUGUAAAACCA
This is a messenger RNA of Chinchilla lanigera (long-tailed chinchilla), 5446 nucleotides long. It is a transcript of the gene Rfx5, whose product is annotated as regulatory factor X, 5 (influences HLA class II expression). Gene Ontology annotation, molecular function: RNA polymerase II cis-regulatory region sequence-specific DNA binding; DNA-binding transcription factor activity, RNA polymerase II-specific. The record is from RefSeq and is a predicted model, not a curated record. Gene Ontology annotation, biological process: regulation of transcription by RNA polymerase II. The transcript has 10 exons. Bases 1467 to 3365 code for a protein of 632 amino acids. NCBI's taxonomy places the organism in Eukaryota, Metazoa, Chordata, Mammalia, Rodentia, Chinchillidae.